UGUACUCGACAUCUUAAAGCGAAAACUUCAAAAUAAAUAAAUGUUAAAUGACAGUAAAAUUAUGGGGACAACCAAAUACUGCAGAUGUACCAGGAAUCCAUGGAGAACCAACAGUCUCGCCGAUAGGAGUAUAUAAGAAAACUGAACCAAGCGAUCAUGAAGAGAAAUGAAGCCGUUGCGGAAUAAUGUUACCCAAGUAGACUGAUAAAUCAAGACAAAUUUAUUUUUUUAAUCAUUUAUUGUGAUAUGGCAAGUAUUGUAGAAUAAAUAUCUUUGAAACGUAG
Molecule: messenger RNA, 284 nt
Organism: Acanthoscelides obtectus
Lineage: Eukaryota; Metazoa; Arthropoda; Insecta; Coleoptera; Chrysomelidae
Source: the annotation of a GenBank genome assembly